Closterium sp. Naga37s-1 is the source of this 368-nucleotide messenger RNA. Lineage: Eukaryota; Viridiplantae; Streptophyta; Zygnematophyceae; Desmidiales; Closteriaceae. The record is from the annotation of a GenBank genome assembly.
GACAAGCUGCUGCUGCUGCUGCUGCUGCUGCUGCUGCUGCUGCUGCUGCUGCUGCUGCUGCUGCUGCUGCUGCUGCUGCUGCUGCUGCUGCUGCUGCUGCUGCUGCUGCUGCUGCUGCUGCUGCUGCUGCUGCUGCUGCUGCUGCUGCUGCUGCUGCUGCUGCUGCUGCUGCUGCUGCUGCUGCUGCUGCUGCUGCUGCUGCUGCUGCUGCUGCUGCUGAAGCUGUGAAGGCUGCUGGUUGUGCUGAAACGUCUGCCAGCGACAUGGAAUGCCUGCAAACCGGAAGAGAUGGAGCAGGUGCUGAGCCUCCACCACACCUCCAGUCUGCUACGGCAGCAGGUGACAAACGUCUACAGCUCCUCGCAUAA